CUCCCCCUCCCCAACAGCUGUAAGUCAUUUUAUCUUGUCAACCACUGACUCGGAGUUAUCUCCUCUUUGUGUUUUGUCGUUCUCUCUCUCUCUCUCUCAUUUUCUCUUUCUUCGUAUACAAAUAUUUGUGUGUAGUGGUGGUCACCAGUUGGAAGCCCUCUACGUGGUCACCCUCCAUACUAGAAAUAGCAGCCGAAUCUCCCUCGCACCACUCACAUCUUGCUGUCUUAUCAAGAAAGAAACAGCAACACUGACCAACAAAACAGUUCUAAAGACAGUCCCUGAUUGGAUUAAGACAGGAUGGUCACGAUUGGAUAUAUCUUCGAUGAUAGUGCUGCAGGAUCAGGGCUGACCCAGGGCUAACGAACACUAACACAUUCAUCACAUCCACCUCCCUGUCUACCCUAAAUAUUUAUCCACCCUUAAUACACAGCCACCCUCAUGGUUGUCCACCUCUUCUACCUAAACACACCCUUAUAUUUCACCCUCUGACUCUCAUUUUCUACCCACGUACCGCCAUACAUACCCAGGAUCUACCUGCAGCCUACCCUGAGGUAUGCUACCCCUGAAACUUCAAGGAUUACCUGUUACCUCUGACCCCUGGGGUACACAACUGGGGUCACCUCAACUUAAGGAAAAUUAUUCCUGCCCCAGUCCACUUGAAGAAGGAUCUCUGAGAGCCCACAAUUUCUACAGAGUCAGGCAUGGUUCGAGUGAGCUCACUUUGAGCCAAAUGUUGUCAGACAGUGCUAAGAAAUGGGCUGAGAUUCUCUCCAGAAUGAAAUACAUUCACCAUAGUUCCAGGAAUAUCAGAGGCAUCAGAAUUGGAGAAAAUAUAGCUGUCAUCCUCAGUAACAAACCAGUUAUUUGCAGUGGUGAAGAGGUGACUGCCCAGUGGUACAAUGAAGUGGAACAAUAUAAUUAUGAACAGGGAGGAGAUACAAGCACUUGUGAUGUGAUCCCUGUGAUAAACCAGACCAAACCUGCAAUAACCCGACACAGCAAGCAAUGUCAGAGAUCAAUUCCUCUGACAAAAGAUUCCAGCAGUUCUGUGAUAGAGAUCCCUACCAGAACCUCACUCAACCAAAGUCAUGGGUCACCAGAAAAUCUUCAGUCAAACUCUCCAGAAUCCAGUUGUUCUGUGAGAAAUACCUCUGCCAGAACCCUCCCCCUCAACCACACACAUCCAUCACCAAAGAUUCUUCCAUCUAAUUCUUCCACAAAUUCCAUGAUUGAGACUUCCUCACUCAACCUCAAGCAUCAAUCACCAAAGAUUUUCCAGUCUGUCGCACAAACACUGGCCAUGUUUUCCAAAGACUGUCUGGAAACUCACAACAAAUAUCGGCACCAACACAACAGCCCUCCGCUGCACCUCUCAGAACAGUUGAGUAAAAUGGCACAAAAAUGGGCCGAAUCUGUUGCCAAAGAGUCUUACAUAUCUUACAGCAGCCAGUUGUACCGAGGCCAACAAAUUGGUCAAAAUAUUGUAUUUAGAUGGACAAAGCAAGGGGCUGCCUUCUCAGGUUCCGAAGUGGCAGAUCUCUGGUACAGCCAAGUUAAAAACUUUGAUUUCUCUCAUUACAAACACCGAAUGGAUACAGGUCACUUCACACAACUGGUUUGGAAAAACAGUCAGUAUAUCGGAAUUGGUAAAGCUGGAAACAGUGUUGGGGCAGUGGCUGUAGUGGUCUUUUAUUUCCCAGCUGGAAACAUUCAGGAAGAACUGCAAGACAAUGUCUUUAAAACAUUCUAAAGAAACAAUUUUAGUAAUACAAUUUCUCUCUCUCUCUCUCUCUCUCUCUCUCUCUCUAUAUAUAUAUAUAUAUAUAUAUAUAUAUAUAUAUAUAUAUAUAUAUAUAUAUAUAUAUAUAUUUCAAUGACUACUGUGAGUCUUACAGUAAUUAUGGAAGACAACUCUGGGCUUAUUUCAGCCUUAUUAGAUUUCUUCUGUGAAACCUAAAUCCCACCAAAUUUAGUAAUGAGAGAAACACUGUGUACCCUAUUGCACAUUGGUCCAAUGGUUCUUAGACUGACAGAUAUGAGACUGACCACCAUCACCAUAAGAUCUUUCCCUACCCCACUCCACCCUCUUUCCUUUUGAUAAUUCAAAGCCAAAAUGAUGUUUAUCUCUGUAUAAUCUUACAUUGUUCAUCAUAGGUUUGGACAAGUUUUAAAACUUAAAACUCUUUUAAUUUUAUAAGAACAUAGCAGUUUAUUCAUCCCAUUCUUUUUCAAUCUUCAUAAGGGCCCAUGUCUAUGAGAAACACUAUUUUGGCUGACAGAGAAAAAUAAAAUAUUAAUCAAUCA
Molecule: messenger RNA, 2307 nt
Organism: Octopus bimaculoides (California two-spot octopus)
Lineage: Eukaryota; Metazoa; Mollusca; Cephalopoda; Octopoda; Octopodidae
Cellular component (GO): extracellular region
Source: RefSeq, a predicted model, not a curated record